Molecule: messenger RNA, 1445 nt
Organism: Synchiropus splendidus (mandarinfish)
Lineage: Eukaryota; Metazoa; Chordata; Actinopteri; Syngnathiformes; Callionymidae
Gene: noazfp
Product: zinc finger protein 330
Exons: 10
Coding region: 175-1137 (320 amino acids)
Cellular component (GO): nucleus
Molecular function (GO): zinc ion binding
Source: RefSeq, a predicted model, not a curated record
AUUUCGGGAAGGACCGAGCGCCGUCUAGUUCCAGGCGGAUAUCACAUUGUUGAAAAACAUCUCAUCGAGCGCUGGUUCGCUGUGUGGAAACGUGGACUCUCUUGUCCAUUUGUGUUUACCUGCCUGUAGGUAAACGACCCAAGUCUGUGUUGAAACCUCGGUCGUCUCACCAAAAUGCCUAAAAAGAAAACGGGAGCCAGGAAAAAGGCGGAAAAUCGCAAAGAACGAGAGAAACAGAGUCGAGCCAACCGAGAACACGUGGAUGUGGCCAAACAUCCCUGCAAUUUCUCCAUGGAGUGUGACAAGUGUCAAAUGAAACAGAAGAACAGAGCUUUCUGUUACUUCUGCAGGGCCGUGCAGAAGCUGCCUGUCUGUGCCCAGUGCGGUAAAACUAAGUGCAUGAAGGCUUCAGACUGCGUCAUCAAACACCCUGGUGUCCACAUCACCGGAAUGGGAAUGGUGGGUGCUGUUUGCGACUUUUGCGAGGCCUGGGUUUGUCACGGCAGGAAGUGUCUGAGCACUCAUGCCUGCAUUUGUCCACUGGUGGAUGCAGAGUGCAUCGAGUGUGAACGUGGCGUCUGGGAUCACGGAGGGAGGAUUUUCCGCUGCUCCUUCUGUCAUAACUUCCUGUGUGAGGAUGAUCAGUUUGAGCACCAGGCCAGCUGCCAGGUCCUGCAGGCAGAGACCUUUAAAUGUAUUUCCUGCAAUAGACUGGGACAACACUCAUGUUUGCGCUGCAAGGCUUGCUACUGUGACGAUCAUUCGAAGAGCAAAGUCUUCAAACAGGAGAAGGGAAAAGCACCGCCGUGUCCCAAGUGCGGGCACGAGACCCAGGAGACCAAAGACCUCAGCAUGUCCACCCGCACUCUGAAGUUCGGACGCCAGACCGAGGACGACGAUGACUACGAUGAUGGCGCCUCGGGGUACGACUCCUACUGGCAGAAGGCGGCAUCUGGGGGCGGACGCCACGGCGACGAAGACGGGGAGGAUGAUGAUUACGAUGGGGGUGACUAUGAAGAGGAUGAGGAUGAUGAAGAAGACGAUGAGGAAGAGGAGGAGGAGGAGGAAGAAGAGGGUGAGGAGGUGAAAGCCACAGAGAGCUUAUCCAGCCUGAAGUUGGAUGGAGCCGCUGCCUGAGGAGAUAUCGACUUUGGAACUGAGUAACCAGUGUUGUGUUGUUGCAUUGCCAGGUCUAUACAAAGAGUGUGGUCAGUUAUGGGAAGAAGGAAAUGAUUUGUAGAGUUGGGUGAUGAAGCACAUGCAAAAUAUUUAAAAGAAGUGGCCGGUUUUAAAAGAAGACUUUCAGUUUCGCUGAGGGUUAUUGAUUUCUUGUUGUUCUUACGCUGACAAAGGACUUCAGCUACAGCUGGUGUGGGACACACUGUUGGAAGCAUUUCGCCUCUGUUUGUGAGAGAAAUAAAGCUUUAUCAGAGAACCGUAUCAAA